AUGUUUCAAAAAUUUCUUUCAGACACCCUAAAUAAAAUAUUGGGGAAUUUUAUUUAUGGCCUAAAUGAUGAACAAUAUGGGCUAAGUGAUUUAUUAACAGGAAAAUUGGAAUUAACAAAUAUUCACCUCAAGCAGUCUGUUAUAGAUUUAAUUGAUAUACCAUGUAGAUUGAAUUUCGGGUGCAUUGGAUAUUUUAAAAUUAAUUUACCGCUUUUUUAUUUUAUGAAAAAUCCCAUAAAUGUGUAUAUUGAAGACGUCGUUAUAGUUUUAUCAACCAUCCCAUCUAAAUACUUAGAUGACAAGUUAUAUAAAGAAAAAUAUAUAGAAAAUAAAAAAAAUGCAUUGUUGUCCUCGGAAUAUAGAGCCAUAGUUUGUUCUAUAGAAGGAGGGGUUAUAUGGCAAAUGCUUUUGUCACUUGUAAAUAAUAUAAAUAUAUCUAUUAAAAAUAUUCAAAUUAGAAUAGAAGAUUUUACAACUAAUCCAUCUAAUUGCUUUGCAUUCGGAAUAAAUAUUGAAGAAUUAUUUUUAAGUUUACCCAAAGAAGGUUUACCAUUUAAAAGAGAUGGAUAUUACACAAAAAAAAAUGAAUUAGUUAAUAAUACAAUGAUAAAUAUGAUAACAGUUAAAAAACUGGGAGUAUAUAUGGAUAGUUUAGAUAUGAAAAAAAUUAUGAACAAAAAACAUUAUACACAAUGGAAUAAUCUAUUAUUUAAUAAUUUUAAUACAGUUGACACACCACAUAAAUCUAACAUCGGUUCCAAAAAAGAAAGAAAAAGGAAAAAAUUAAAUAAAAAGCUGUAUAACAAAAAAAAAAAAAAUAUAAAAAGUAAUCAAGAAAAUUUGAAUGAUUUCCAAAAUGUUAUAAAUAUUAUAAAACAUAAUUAUUAUAAAAAUUCUAGAAAUGAAUUAAAUAUUAAUAAUAUAUCGAAAGCAAAUACAUUAUUUCCUAAAGGGAAUGAUGCAAUAUUUGAAUUACCUCAUAACAAUAAUAACACACAAAAUAAACAAAAUGGUGAUAUAGUAAAUAACAUAAAUAAUUCUGAAAAUAAUGAAGAUAAUAAACAAAAUUCAAAGUACACAUUGCCUAUUAGCAGUUUUUAUAACUUUAGUAUUUUUUCAAAGAGUCAAAAUAAAAAUUUCCCACAAAUAGAUAAUUUGAGUAUUGAUAACAAUAUAAGUUGGACUGCAUGUAUUAUAAAUUUUGCUGACUCCCUUGAACAUGUUAAACUUAAGGAUAAAAGGGAAGAAUUGGUGAAAAGAAAAAUCGAUCGCAAAAGGAAUAAAUAUAUGAAUAACGAAGAUGUAAAUAAGAAGACAACAAGAAAAAAAUUAAAAUGUGAUUCAAUUGAAAAGGAAAACAAUGUUUAUAUGCAAAGUAACAAUGAUUUCAAUGACCAUUUAAAAUUUAAGGAAUUACAAACUAUUUCAGAUAACCCAGAAUUCAGUUACAUACAUAAAACUUUAUCGUUCUUUUCGAUCAAAUCUUCUGAUAGUAAAAAUUAUAUAAAAAAUAAUUUGAAAAAAUAUAGUAAUGAUGGUAAAAAUGAUAAAUUAAGUAAUGCACAUGAAUGUGGAGGAAGUGAUGGUUAUUACACUGCUAAAGAAGACACAAAUGAUAUUGAAUUUGAUAAUAAUGAAAAACAACGUCUAAAUAAAUAUAAAAAAGGAAUAAUAAAAAAAAUACAAAAUAAAUAUGGUCCUUGUAGUAAUGAAUAUUAUGAUACUGUUGAUAAUUUAAAAACUUUUCGUUACAAUAUUCACAAUUCUUGUUUUUAUAAUAACGGAGAUAAUAUUUAUUUAAAUUUUUUUAGUGACCCAGAAAAUAACAUACGAACAAAAAAUAAUAAUAAAAUAAAAUUCAAAGGAUCACCUUCUUAUUACCGCAGACAUAAUAGUAUGAUAAAUAACUUUGAAAGAAAUAUGAAAUUGGAAAAUAAGAAAAAGGAAAAAGAGAAAAUUAUAAAACAAGGAAAAUUUAAUAAGUACAUAAAAAAAAAUGAAAUAAAAGAAAAAAUAAGAAAAAAAAAAAAGGAAAAAAUUAAUUCAAUUUAUUUAUUACACGAAAAAGCAUAUAAAAUAAAUAAAUCAAAGCUAAAUGCUUUUUACUUAUUUUUGCGAUUAAUAAAAAAUAUAAAACAUGAAUACAUUAUUAACCCAGAUUCUUUUGAUGGACACGCUGAAAUAUAUUUAAGUUUAAUUCCUACAGAUCAUGGACAUUUACCAUUUUCACGGUGUUUUUCUAGUUGGGGUAUUCAAAAAAGAAGUGCAAAUGAAUAUGAUGAAUGCCUACCUAGGUUAAGUGUUUUUUUUACAUUAAAAAAUAUAAAAAUAAUUUUUUCAGAUAAUCAAAUGUCUAAUAUUGUAAAAUGGUUGAAUUAUAAUUUUAUUACAUAUUCUACUUGGAAAACUGGAAUAUUAUCUCAGUUUGAAAAAACUGAAGCAACCAAUGAAGAAGAAAUUUCAUAUAUAAAUAAUUGGGUAUUAAAAUUACUAGAUACCCAUUCUUCAAAGGAGGAAAAGCUUGAAGCAGAAAAAUAUUGUGAAGAAUUUGAAAGCACACAUUCUAUUAACAUAAUUAAUUUGUUAAGAAACAAGGCCUUUUGUAAGUUGCAAGCAUUAAAAACGGAAGUAGAACUAAAAAAAGAAGACCCAAUAAAUGAGAUGGAAGCUGAUAAAAUAUGUGAAAAUGGUAACGAGAAUGAAACUCGUGGUCAGUAUAUAAACGAAAAAUUUAAUGAGAUAAAUAAUGUUAUUAAGAAGGAUGAUCAUAAUAAAGAAAUCAAAAAAGUAGCUAAUGAAAGUAUAAAUUUUUUGAAAAAUUUAAUGAAGAAUCAAAAAGCUUAUAAUAAGAUAAAAAAUUCUUUUAGAGAAAAAGUUUUUACUAUAGACAUAUGUUUAGAUAUAUGUAUAAUUAAUAGUACAUUUUUAUUGACAAUAGAAACAUCCAAGAUUGUUAAUACUAGAACAGUUAACUUUGUUAAAACAUAUGCCAUAUUAAUGAAUUGUAUACAUUAUCACAAUCAAAUAUCAAAUACCCAUGAGUUAAAAAAUUCUAUAGAUAUAGAAUUAUAUCCAUUAACUAUACUUCUUAUAACUAAUAACUUAAAUAACAAAUAUAUAAAACCGGAAGUAAAUGUAUUAUAUAUAUUAACAAAUUCCGAAAAAAAAAAUACUUAUGAUGAAUAUCGCAAAACAUUUCUUUUUGAUAUGAAAAAUUUUGCAUUUUUAAAGAAAUACAAUAUAUUAAAAAGAAAAAAAACUGAUAAUAAUAUAAAAACAAUAAAUCAACCUGAUGUUCAAUAUUUUGGUAAUUUGAGGAAAAAAUUAAAAUUUUUAGUAGAAGACAAUUUUUUUUUCUUUCCAAAAAGAGAAAACAAUGUUUAUUAUUCUGAAUUAGAUGACAUAAUAUUAUCAAAUCCAUCUAUAUACUUAAGAUACGAUAAUCAAUCAUAUACAAUAUUAGAAAAACCAGACCAUCGUUUUUUUUUGCACAAUUGCGCUUAUUCAAUAUUUAACGUAAAUGCAGAAAUUAUUAAAUCUUUUGUUGAUGAUUAUUUUCAUUUUUUAGAUGAGAAAGAAGUAUUGUCAAAAAAAAAAAACUUAUUUUCUUUUAAAAAAAAAGAAUACUUUUUAGAAUUGGGGGCAAAAUAUUGUAAUAAUAUAUUAGAUAAUUAUACAAAACAUACUAAUGUGUUUCUAGAUGUCCAAUUAGAAAAAGUAUUAUCCUUUGUUAUUACAAAAUCUGGAAAAAAUUCUGAAAUUCAAGGAUAUAGUUUAGAUCUUAAUCCAUUGAAGAUUGUCAGUCAAUUAACACAAAGAUUACCAAAAUAUGAUGAGAAAUUAGGAAAAGGGAGCAUCUAUGAUUCAUUCUUUGUUCAAUUUGAUGGUAUACAAUUAAAAAGGGUUUUGAAUUGGGAUAAUUCUGCAAAAUAUUAUAAUACUUAUUUGGAUAAUCAUUUUAUAAAAUUGUAUUACAAAAUAUUUAAUUCCAAAAAUAAUGUUUUAUUAUCAAAAAAUAAUAAUUCCUUAUUAAAUUUCGAUUUCAAAUUAAAUCAUUCAAACAGUGGUGGUAAUAAUAAGGAAGAUGCAUCAUAUAACGAAACUAGGAAUACUAUACAGUCAAAAAUAAACAAUUUUAGUCAUGUCUAUGAUAAUUUAUAUCCAGAAGAUAAUCACAAUAAUAAUAUGAACAGUAGAAAUGAAUCCGAAAUAUUUAAUCUCAAAGCAGAUAAAACCGAUUCAUUUGACAAUAGCUCACUCAGUGAAUAUAACCUCGUAAAAAAUCGAAAGAAUAGAAGCACAAGAUCAUUAAGUUGUCCUGAAUCACACAAUGAAAAAGUUUCUUUACUUUCAGAAGGUGAAAGAGAUAAAGUAAUCAAUAGUAAAAAGAUAGCAUCUUAUGAUAUGCAUAAUAAUAGCUGUAAAAAUAAAAAAUAUAAAUUGAAAUUUUUUAAAAAUUGUACUAGUGACGAACUUGACGAAAAUGAAUUAAUUGUCGAGGAUUCCAUUCUAUAUAAAAAUCAUAAAGUAAUAUCGAAAACUAUUAAUAGCUCAUACAAUAUAGACAGUUAUAUUCAUACGGGCGACAAUAGUUACGACAAUAAAAUUUAUGGUGAUAGUAUACACAGAUUUGACACUCACAAAAAAACUAAAAAUUAUAGAAACAUUAAACUAGACAAUAAAACAAAAAAUAACUGCAACAUUAAUAAUAAUAGCUCUAAUUAUGUUUUGUCAAUGAGUGAAAAAACAUCUUGCAUAAUUCACUUAUGCCAUAUAAAAUUCAAUCCACUAUAUCCCAUGUUUAUAGUUAAAUUAAAUGAAGAUGACUUGAAUAUAAAUAUUUGUGAUUAUGAUAUAGAAUUUUUUUUCUUAAUUUUAUCUAAUAUAUAUGAACAUUAUAAUACACAAGAGUUGUCAUACAAAAAAAAAAAAAUAUUAUUCUUAAAAAAAAAAAUAGAGUCAUUAUCUAAACUGAACAUUAAAUAUUAUAAUAAAUAUUUUCCAAUUAAUAAUGACAAUAAUAAACUUUUAAAAAAAAAAAUGUAUUCCAAAAAAAAAACACCAAGACUAAAUGCUCUUUGUAGCACUAAGAGUGAACAAAUAAAAAAAUUUAAAAAUAAAUCACAAAACGAAAAAGGUGAUACAUUAGAUAGUAAUGUGACAAAAUCAAAAUUGGAAAAAAAAAAUUCAGAAAGAAAGAAAAAAAAAAUAAAUAAAAGAGAUAAGAAAAAAACAAAUUGCCAGAAUGAUCCCAUGAAAAAAGGAACAUAUGUUAGAUAUUUGAGUGAUACCAACAUUAGAACAACUAAAGAAUUGUCAGUAUCUAAACUCCACAAUGAAGGUUUAAUAUAUAUUGAUGAACCAAGUGUUUUUUCGAAAUAUAAAUCAUGUAAUAAUGAGAAAGAAGAAAAUGGUUAUAGGAAUACAAAAGAAUACCCCAAUAGUAUUAAUGUGUUAAAAGAAAACCAACAAAAAAACAUAUCACCACAUUUAAAUAUUGAUUCUGAAUUAUAUAAAAAGGGGUUCUUGUUACAGGAAAAAGAUGAAUACUAUUUAAAACAUAGCAAUUAUUCUGACAGUGUUAUAUUUAGUAACAAAAAUAGCAACUAUUUCAAUGAAUUUCCAUCAACAAAAAAUAUUCUUCGUAAUGAAUUCUAUGACCAAAGUAAAAUAAAAUAUAACAAAAAAAACGAACUUAUCAAAAUACCCGAAAUUCAUAGCAUAGAUAUGAUCAAAAAUAUGAAUACAAAAAUAAUUAAAAAAAAAAAACGAAGAAAGAAUGAAUGGAAAAAAGAAGAAAAAAUAAUAUAUCCAAAUUAUAUAUCAUCUGAUGAUGACUCUUGGGAUGACUUAUUAGAAAAUUAUGAUAGUGAUGAAUCAUUAGAUGAUAACGAAAAAAAUGAUGUGCAAAAAAUGUUAAUAGACAUCGAAAAUAUUAAAAAAAAAAUAUUUAAUAAUAAUUUUAUAAUAACUUGCAGUUUUUCAUUUUUAAUUAAGAAAAUAGUUGUAAGAUUAUGGAAAAGGAAAACCCCUUUAAAAGUUCAAGAUAAAUCAACUAUUUUGAAAGGUAGCAACAGUUAUCAAUUAAACGAAAAAUAUAAUUAUUUAGAAAAUAAAAGCACAUUAAUGCAUCAAAAUAUUAAUAAUUCAAGCAAAUCGAAAUUAGACAAAAAAGAUAUAUACAAUUUUGAUAAUGUUAUAGGAAAACAUGAUAUAAAUAUGAUUAAUAAUAAUGAAUGGAAUAAAAAUAAUUUUAUAAAUAGUCAUAAUUUUAUUACACUAAAUGAUUGCUUACAAAAGAAUAUGUUUAAUAAUAUGCAACAUGCUGUUCCAAUGUAUACAUUUAUAUUUUCAGAACUAUGUUUUAUUGCAAGAGUUGAAAAAGACAAUUCUAUUUAUGUUUUAUAUUCUAUGAAUAACAUGGAAAUAAGAGAUGAAACGAAUAUUACAUUAUUAAGUAUGAGUUCUAUAUAUCAUGGCAAUACAAAAUCCAUUGAAAAAAAUGCAUCAAAUUUUGGACAGAAAAAAAUAGACAAGAAGAAAAAAAAAAACAAUAAUAAAACAAAACAUAUCGAUAAAAAUAGAGGUAUAAAUAAAAAUAUAACUUCUGACAAUAUUUUACACGAUUUGCAUCAACAGAAAUGUGAUGAUACUAUCGAAACAGAGGAUAUAUUUUUAGAUUAUUCUAUAAGUAAUAUUGAAUUGCCUGAUUUAAGGAAAACUCAUUUAGUCUUAUUAUAUUUUGGAUCGCUUUUUAAAAAUAAUCAUACAUUCAAAUUCAUAUUAAAUAGAAAUAAAAUAAUGAUUUUUUGGGAAGUUAUAGAUGAAUGCAUGACAUGGAUAAUAAAUAUAAACGACAUGCUACAAAAAUUGCAUACAAUAGAUGAUGAAAUAAUUAAUAGGCUAAAUAAUAGUGAAAUUAAACAUUUAGAAAGCUUACAAAGAUUACAAAAAAUAAAUUAUGAUAUAAUAUACAAUAAAGAAAAUAAUUAUAUUUCCUUACCAUGUAAAGAUUAUAAAAUAUUAAUAUGUAGUUUAAUAAACUAUUAUAACUUAAAAUUUCAAAAUAGUAUAAAUUGUGAAUAUCUAUAUAAUGCAUAUGAAAAUGAUAUCGAGGAUAUUUUACAAUACACAGAUUUGGAUAUCAAACAAAAUGAUUUUUGCAUUUUAACCAAUAAUAACAAUUUAAAAAAUAAUAGUAAUAAUAAAAACGGUGUUAUAUUCAUCGAUAAUACUGAAAAUAUAAAUCAUACAAUAAAAGAUAUAUUAUUUCAUGAAAAUUAUUUUUUUAAUUAUACCUUUAACAAAAUAAAUUCGAAAAAACACAUAUACGCAGUAUUAUAUGAUGAUAAUAUAAAAUCCGUAGAUACAUGGGAGAUAGUGAAAGAUCAAAAAAUAGAAACAAAUGAAGACGUUGAAAAUAAAAUUAUAAAUUCAAAAAGCCUACAAAAAUAUGACUUAAGAGAUAGAAUUACUAAUAAGAUGAUUAAAAAUGAUGAAUUUAUUAGAAUCCCCAAUUAUUCAAAUCAAUUGUCUAACAACACUGAUCGAUCCGUAACUUUUGAUGAUUUUAGUAGUGAACAAAAUUGCAACAACUGUUUUCAUUUAACCAACUUAGAUUAUACUGCAUAUACUAAAGAAUUGUGUAAAGCAAACGAUUAUCCAUAUGUUCAUAUAGACAUAGAUAUUAAUUAUUCUGAAAUUUGGAUAUCCUUAGAACCUAUUAGAAUACCCCAAAGAAAAAAAAUUUAUUUAUUGGAAAAUAAUACCCCCAAUGCAUAUUAUUCUUAUAUGAAAAAUAAGAAACCAAAAAAAAAAAGUAAUAAUAAAAGAAAGGACUCAGAAAUCAAGGAUAAGCGAAAAACAUAUUCAAAAAGUUACAAAAAAAGCACAAUUAGUAACAAUGGACUGAUAUUAAAUAUGAAUAGUUCAAAAAAAAACAUGAAUCAUGAUGAAAAUGAUAGUGAAAAAACACAACAGAAGACGAAAAAUAAAUUAUAUCAAAAAAUAAAAUCCUGUAAAAACGUGAAUAUAGAAAAUCCAUAUGUUUUAGCAACAAAAGGGUGUUUUAAAUCUGUUAUAUUUUUUUUAUUGUAUAAUGAAAAUGAAAAAAAAAUCAAGGAAAACGAAAUAAAUAAUAAUCGAAUAAUAAAAGAUGAAAAUAAUAACAGAAAAAAUAUAACUAACUUAACAACUUAUAAUACAUGUGUUAACCCCCAGCAUUUUAGUAGUUUAAAAACAUUGAAUAAGGAAAAUGACGAACAAAUUAAAUUGAAAUAUAAUACAAAUGAAAUUUUAAAAUAUUCUAAUUUAAAUAAUGAUAUAAAUGUAAAUGAUUUUUAUAAAAAUAAACUAAAUGAGUGGGGUAAUUUGAUGUCACCUUUACUUCCAUGUAUAGUAAAUAUCAAUAUACUCUUUUCUCAAAUUACUAGUGCAAUUUCAAAACCCGUGACAAAAAAUCCAUUCUUAAAAGCUUAUAUUGAUUGGAAUAAUAUUCCGUAUAAUAAUAUAAUUUUACAACCAUGCAGAGCAAAUUUUAAUUUAGAGAUAAAAAUUCCGAGUUUAGAAAUACUGUUAAUGCGGUGUUUAGGAAUUAAUAAAAUAACAAGUUUAAAUUUUCAAAAAAAAACUAAUUUUUUUUACAAUAAUCAGGUUGAAGGAAUCGAUAUGAAAUUUUCUUUUGAACCCAUUGUUUUAAAUGUCGAUUCACAUAUGUUGACUUUAUUACAUCAGCUAUAUACUAUUGUCAUUGAUUUUUACAACUAUUUUACAAAAAUAUGUUCUAAUAAAGAUAUUGAAAAUGAAGACGAAAUUUUCUUCAGAAUUAAUUCACAACAUACCAAUUAUGAUGACAGCUUAUCGGAAUAUAUGAUGAAUGAUAUUUUUUACUCUGAUAUUAGUGACGUCCCUAUACAUAUUAAUGUAAGUGAUCAUUCUUUAUGUGAUAUUCAAUUAUUUUCAAAUAAAAAUAUUUUACAAAAAAAAAAUAAAUUAUAUGAAAAUGAUAAUUUGAACAAAUCAUUUACUAGUUUCGGUUUAAAUAAAGCUACAUCACAAGAAGAAAGGGGCAUCUAUGAAAAUUCAAAAUUUGAAAUAAUUGAAAAAGCCUUAAGUUUUAAUGGGGAACAAAAUUAUGGUAAAGAUGUAAAUGCUUACCAAAGAAAUGCAUCUGUGUCCCAUAAGGAAAAUUGUGAACCAUUUAUAAAUCAUACUAUGGAAAAAAAUGUUGACAACAAAAAUGAAAACUAUAAUGAUAAUCAUAAUGAAAAUAAACGAGAAGACGCAAAAGAUGCUUACAAUAUUUUAGAUGAAAAUACAUUUAACAUUCUUAUAAUGAAUUUUAUAGAAAACACAAAAAUAAAUUGCCAAAUAGGAUUUGAUGUAAUAACUUUUCAAAUAUGGGAUUCUAAUACAGCGUAUAAUAGGUGUUCUCUAAAUUUUGUUAUAGAAUAUUUUAAUGCCAAUUUUUCCUCCUUAAAUGAAUGUGAUAAAAAUUUAAAUGACACUAAUUUAUAUGACCCCGAUCUAAAUUAUUCCGAUUUAAAACAUUGCCUUAAUUAUAAGCCAACUGGUAAUGAACUAUUUUAUAAUAAUGACACCGUAUGCAUAAAUAAGGUUAAUGAAGUGGAUAUUGCAAAUAAGUGCACCGAUAAGUGCAAUGAUAAUAAUAAUGAUAAAAAUAAAUACAUGAUUUUCAAAAGCAAUACGCCAGAUUUUAUAGCAGAAAAUGCGAUUACCCAAGGUGAUGUAUAUAAUAAGGAAGAAUAUUUAGUUUAUCCAUAUUAUUUCCGUGAUAACCAUCCAAACAAUAUUAAUAAAAAAAAUAUACAUUUCAAUAAUAGUGCAAUUAAAUGUGAUAAUAAUCCUCAUUCCAUAUUGUCUAAGAAUAAAGAUGUCACUCAUACAUUAUAUAAUUUUAACACAUGUAAUGAAUCUGAAAACAAUAGUAAGUCAUUAGACAAGUUAUAUAAAACCAGCUUUGAAAAUAAUCAUAAUAAUGUAACAUUUUCUAGUAAACUUCAAUGCGAAUCAGCUAAUAAGGUGAAUAAAAAUAUAUAUGAUGAAAUACACUUAAGCAAAAAUGGAGAUGAAUAUUCUGAAAAGGAAAAAGAUAAAUACUUAGGUAAUAAUGAUGGAAAUGGGGAAAGAAUGGGCAUAUUCAAUAAGAGCAAAUUUUUAAAAAACAUAGAAAAUUUUAAUUUUGAAGUAAAAAAACUAUUUAAAAAAAUUAUUUUUAGAAAAAAGAAUGAUGAAGAUAUGCAUGUAUACGAAAGAACACAUUUUGGCCCUUUAAAUGGAAGAAAUAAUAAAUAUGAGAAUGGCAAUAAUAUAUUUUUAAAAAAUAACUGCACACUUAAAGAUGUAAAACAAAAUAAUGAUAACAAAAUAAAUAAUAAUAUAGAGUGUAAAAUUGAAUUUUUAGUAUAUUGUGAACACUUUAACAAAAAAGAAAACUCUUAUCAAACUUUUAUUGAACCGAUGUGUACAGAAAUUAUAGCAAUUAAAAAAGAUUUAAUUUCUCCAAUUCAUUUAUAUUAUUAUUUUUCAUGGAUAAAUAUUAAUAUGAAUCUUAACUUCUUAGAUAAUAUUUUAUCAUUAUGUUGUAGUGUAAUUUUUUCUAUAAUAACACAAAGAACACGAUUAUUAUUGGGUAAACAUAUGAGUGAUUCAUAUUAUCGAAAAAAUAAUAAAAAAAUAACACAGACAGGAAAAUCCGAAAAAAAUGAUAACAUUUCAUCAAAGAAUCCUUAUAUUCACGGAAAUUUAUUACAACAACCAGAAUAUGAUGACAACACAACAGAGAAAAAAAAUAUAAGUGAAAUAGACGAUGCACAUACAUCAACUAUUUUACGAAAUUUUUAUGAAGAAAUGAAUGAUGACCAAUAUAAAGAUGCAUUUAUUAUUACAAAUCAAAAUAUACUUUUUAGAUAUAAUAAAUUCGAUGUUUUAAAUAGUGUAAAUAAAUCCCUAGAUACAUAUAUUUUUGGUGAUUUUAUAUUAGAAAAAUUAUUAAGAAAUUACCAAUAUUCAUGUCAAUAUCCAGGGGAUUAUUUAGAAAAAUAUGAAAAUGUAUUUAAUUUAGAUAAGUCACGCGGAAAACCAGAGAAUUUAUUAUAUAUUAAAUUAUUUAAUUACAUCAAAAAAAAAAAAAUAUCAGAAAUGAAUCACAUUUGUAAAAUAAAUAAUUUGUUGGGACAACCUAUAGCUAUAUGUACAAUAGAUGAACAAGAUUAUUUACCAAGCGAUGAUUAUACUAGUAUGAACAUUGAAAACAAUAAUCCAGAUAACAUUUUGAAUCAUCAAAACUAUUUAAAUAGACACACCGUCCUUUUAAACACUAUAAAUACAUUAUCAAAAAUUAAGCAAUCGAAUGAUUCCUCAACAGUUUUUAACAAUAAUACGAAUAUUGACAAAAUGAAAUGUGAUGACAAUAGAAAAUUGAAGGAGAUAAAUGGAAAAAAUGGCAAAAAGAAAGAAAAGGGAGAAAAGGAAAAUAAAUGGCAUCACCGUGAAAGUACAAUAAUAUAUGAUGAAAAUAAAAAGAAAAAAUUGUCUAAAAGCUACAAUAAUAAAAAAGAAAAUCAUCAAAUCAGACAAAAUACAUUAUAUAGUGAAAUUUAUGAACAAUCUGAAAAUGUGACAAAUAGCAAACAUUUCAAGAAUAAUCAUAAAAAUUUUACUGACUCUUUUAAUAAAAAUACAAAUAAAUCCUUAAAAUAUCAAUGGAAAAUUUUAGGAAAUAAUGAAUCUCUUGAUUUACCUACAUAUGAAAAUGGUAAAGUGAAGUUUUUCCUCAUUAGAUUUAGGCUACUUAAUUAUAUAUAUGAUAUACCAUCUAAUAUAUUAAAUACUGAAAAUGUAAAUGAAGAUGUUAUAAGAUUAGUAAUACCCGAAAGAGUAUUACCAGCAAAUAUUAAUAAACAAGUUGAACAAGAAUUAUAUAAUGAAGAAUAUUUAGAAGUCGAAAAGAAUUUAUCGUUAAAAGGUAAAUACCAUACUAUAUAUCCAAGUAAUUAUUAUACACCAAAAAAAAAUACCACGAAUAAAGAAUAUACAUGGAAACCAUUUAAUAUACCCCAACCUCGCAAUAAUUUAUAUAUAUUUUUUAGAACAAGUAAUAAAAUUAGUCAUGAAGAAAAAAAUGAAUGUGAUUUUUUUUUAUCUUCAAUAUUAGCUAUUAAAAAUAAUACAGAUUUUCCGAUUUAUAUCUAUAAAUCAGUUCCAGGAAAUACUAAUCAAAAUGGAAUUUUUAAAGAAUAUUUUCAUAAGUACAAUAACAUUCCUUCGCCACCACCUACUUACACACUUAAAAUUGACAAAAAAAUUGAAAAAUAUAUACAAAAUAAUAUAAACAAUGAUAAUUAUAUGAAUAAAAAAAUAAGCCCAAUAAAUUCAGUUAACCAAAAUGAUACUACACAAGAAGGUCGAAAAAAAAAUACUAAACAAGUAAACGAAAAUUACCAUAAUGACACCUAUUUAUAUAUGAAUAAUAACAAAUCUUGUGCAAAUAAAAAUGAAGAUAAUAAUAAUUUUAUUAAAAAUAAGACUUAUAUGUGUGGAAGAAAAUAUAUUAAAAGUAUAUUCCCAUUAAUGAAAUUGUCUGCUAUAGAACACUACAUAUCUGGGGACAUAAAAUUCAGUUCAUUGGCCCCUUUAAAAUAUAAAAAUCAAAAAACAAAAAAAAGGAACAAAGAAAAAAAAAGGAUAAAAAAUGAACUUAAGAAAAAAUUGGUUAAACAAAAAAUUAAAGAAAUAUAUAUUAAAAAUAUAAUGAAAAAAAUAAAAAAUAAAAAAAUAAAUAAAUAUCAACAAAUAAAUUCCAAUAAUAAAAGUCAAGAAUUUCGUAGAAAACAUACGAUUUUAAAUAGAAAUAUUAUGUCUAUAAAUGAUCCCUUUUUCAAUUUUCUAAAACGAUCACCUAAUUUAGUGGAUGCACACAAACAAAAACUAUCGGCUGAAUCUUUAUCAAUUACAAAUUUAUCGAAUAUUACUUUAUCUUCAUUGCCCAAUUCUAUAUUUUCUUUUGAUACACAAACAAGUAAUAGCUGCAAUUAUGACAGUUCUUUGUGUGAUUAUGAUAAAGAUAGUUAUGAGGAGCAAGUAUUAUUAAAUGAAUAUUUUAAAAAACAUGAUGAAAAUAAAAAUGGACUAGACAUAAUCGAAAUAUCCAAUAAUACUGAUAAAUUAAUUCCUGUACCAUUAUAUUGGCUAGUAGCUGAAAAUGCAUUCAUAUGGUUAUCAAUAAAAAAUGAAAAAAUACAUAAUACGAAUUUGUAUGCUUUUUUAGACGAAGAAUAUAAUGCUGAUUAUAUAUGUACAAAAAAUACACUUGAUAAUAUUCUAAAUUACCAAUCCCCAUUUUUGCCUAAUGUAUUAAAAUUAUUUAAACCAAAUUUAAUUAGACUAAAAAAUCAUCUAUUAUAUGAAAAUAAAAUGUUAACACAAAGUAGCAUCAAUAAAAAUGAUAAUAAUAAUAAUAAUCACAAUUGUAUCAAAAAAAGUGUUCAUACUGGAGUAAAUCAAAAUUCCAUUAAUAUUAACGAUAAAAAUAAUGUUAAUUCUAUUGAAAAUUAUAAUUUAAAUUAUUUUAAUUUAAAAGAAUUAUAUUUUACUGCAACUAUCAUUAGUGUAUAUAAUCCAAAUUAUGUAUUAAAUAAAAAAGAUGCUCAUAACUUUUAUCAAAUUAAUAUUGACCAUUCUUUAAUGAUUAACAAUGGAUUACCAAAAACUAUGCAUUUUAAAUAUGAAAUAUAUCAUAGUAAACUUAAAAAGGAAGUUAAAAAAACGUUGAAUUCAUUUUCAAGUUAUUAUUCGACAGACAAAUCAAUUGAAUACCAAAGUUCAACCACUAUUGACAAAUCUUUUUCAUUAGAAAGUAUAAAUAAAAAUCACAAUAUUGAUCAUCCUAUAAACACUGCUUUAAGUAAUGAUGAAAAUACACCCACAUAUGAUAAAAAACAUGGAAAAUUUGAUAAUGAUGAUCAUGAAAUAAACAAAAUUCAAUUAAAUAAUACAUUUGAUAAUCUAGAGAAUCAAAUUGAUACACACGAUAAUAACAACAAUAAAUCUUCGUUUAACAGUAUUUUGAAUGAUAUAAACACGUUAAACGCAGGGGAAAAAAUGGAUGAAAAACAUAAUGAUGAAACGCAGAAAGAAAAAGAAAGUGAAGAAAAAAAACAACUUGCUGUUUCUAUUGCCAAAUUUAAUGAAAAUCUAUGGAAUGAAAACAAUAAAUCAGACCAUGUAAAUUAUGAAGACGAAAUGCAUCCUAAAAGUAGUGCGACUAAUAUAACGAAUGAUAAAAAAUUAUUUAUUAAAAAAAAUACGAAUAAAAAAAAUGUUUAUAUAUAUAAAAAUAUAAAUGAAGAAAAUGCACAAAGAAAUUCAUUAUUGCAAAAAAAUAAUUUUAUUGUAAAUAUAAAAAAUGAAAUCGAUAAAGAUAUUUAUGAAAUUAAAAUUGAUCCAGGACAAAGUAUAAGACUUCCAUUUAUUCCUAAUACUGCUAAUAUAUCUUUUGACGGAUAUUACUCAAACCCCAUUUCAAUUAAUUAUCCUAAUAAAAAGGGUCGAGAAAAAAUCAUUUUGGAAAAAUCAAUAACACAUGAUAUCGAUUCGUUUUUUACCCUUGAUUGUGAAGAAUCCACUAUCGAAAAUAAAAAUGAGCUGAGAAAAAAUAAUAAUUUAAAAUGCAUAAAUACUACUAUUAAUAAUAAUGUUCUUAGUACUGAUAUUAAUUCCCAGAAAUGUGCUAUCGAACAAAAUGAGCACAAAAACACUAUGCUAACAAAAACGAAUGUUUUAAGUCCAUCCAAAACAUCAAUUGGAAUAAAUCCAGAUAAUAUACAGACAACCAUUGAUUCAUUAAUAGAUGACAAAAAUAUUUUGGAUAAAUAUGUGGAUCAUAAUAAAAAAUCAAAAUAUGACGAAUAUCAAAAUAAGCUAACUAUAUGGGCAAUUUUCAAUGAUUUUUAUGAAACGACAAAAAAUAGAUAUCAAGAUAUAUCUUUGAAAAAAAUACAUCAUGGGACAUGUAUAUUGUCAUGCACAUUUUUUGUUUCGGCUUGUGUCAUAAAUAGAUUAAACUAUCCUAUUAAAAUAAAAAGUUUAAGUAAUAAUAAUGAAAUUGUUAUUGAACCAUACGUCAGAAAACUAUUAUCAUGUGAAUUUUCCUCGUACCGAAACAAAGUAGUUAUACCACUUGAAACCUUAAAAGAAGUGGAAAAUUUGAUGAAUUACCCACUAAAAAGGAACAUUAUUAAAAAAAAACUAUUGAAAAAAACAAGAAAUAGCCUUGAUAAAACCAAUAGGAACAUAAUAACCCACAUUACUGAUAUUGAUCGUAAUAUUGACAAUUGCAGAGAUUGUAAUAAAAAUAAUAGCAAUAGUAAUAACGCAAUCAUUUCAGAAAAUAAGAAUAUAAACAAUAGCAAUAAUCGUAUAUCUAAUGAAAUUACACAAGUUAACGACUCUGCAAUCAAUGAACAAGUCCUCGAUGUGCAAGAUAGCACAAAAAAUCAGGAAUUAAAAAAAAAUAACGAAAUAAAUUUCGAAAAUGAUUGUGGGCAAAAUAAUAUACCAAAACAAACAGAAUACGAUAAAGCAAAUAUUUUUAUUGACGUCAAAAAAAACAAAAAGCAACAUUGUUUUUUUUACCGAAGUAAUAUUAAUAAACCAUUAGAGUCAGAAAGUUUCAAACUAACAGACUUGUCAAUAACUCGAUUAGAAUGUAAUAAUAGAAGUAAAAACAUUCCACAAUUAAAAUAUAGUAUUUAUAUGUCUAUUGCACCUAUGCCCUUUUUCAGAACAACCGUAAUGGAGAUAUUACCUUACAUUGUUAUUAUAAAUAAUACAAAAACAAAUUUAAUUUUUCAAGAAUAUAUAAAAAAUUAUACUUAUUUUAAAUAUAAUACAAUAGAACCAGGGAAACACGUAGAAUUUCAUCCACAAUCAAAAAAAAAAGCAAUGCUAAAAAUGUGUGGAAUAUUUGAUAAUGGCAUUAAUUAUAUAAUAGACGAUUUUUUACAAAAGGAAUUAUAUUUAGAAAGAUUAGAAAAGCAAAAUAAAAAUAUAUUAAAUGUAAUAAAAAAAAAUGGUAGUAUUAAUUCUAAUAAAAAUACACAACAUAAAAAAAUUGACAAAAAAAUUGGAAAUAAUGAUAUAUUAAAUUUACCACAAAAAUUAAGUGCAUUAAUUGAUAUGGGAAAAUAUAAUGAAAUAGGAAAAAAUAUUAAUUCUGUAAAAUAUGAUGAUAUUAUUCGGAAUAAUAAUAAAUAUAAUGACAUAAAUAAGCAUGAUAAUACCAUUUUUAAUAAUAUGAAUAACAAUUUUUUACCAAAAAAUAUUUUUUCUAGUACUGAUACAAAUAGUGAAGCAGGCACAAUUUCACGCCGAAACACAUUUAAACAAAAUAAUACAACUGUUAAUAAAUCGCAAAAAAUUGAUGAUUUAAAAUUUUUAUUUUGGUCAGAAUCUCUUGAUUUAACAAGAGUAGGCAUAGUUUACUUUCGUCAUCCUGUAAUAUCAUAUGAAAAUUUUAAAAAAGAAGAAAUGAAACUAAAAAUGCUUAAUUAUUUAUUAAAAAAUAAUGAUAAAAAAAAUGAUAACUAUUUAAACAUAUACAACGAAUUGAUCAAAUAUAAGGAUAUACCAUAUGAAUAUUCAUGUUGCUCAAUGGAAGUAACAACUUUUAAAGGAUGCAAAUUUAUUCGUUUUCAAGAUAUUGAUGUUGUUCCAUAUUAUUUAAUAAACUUAACUAAAUAUGAUUUAAAUUUAAAACAAAUCGGUAUUUUCGAACAUUCAGAAAUAUUACACAAAAUACCGAAAAAGGAGCAAAAAACGUUCGAUGAAAUAUUUAAAAAUUAUGCACUUAAUUUUUCUUUUUACAAUCCAUAUAAAGAAACGAAAUUGAAAAUAAGUAUAUUAGCAUCUUGUACAAAAAAAAACAAAAAUAAAGGCGGGAAAAAAAAAAAUAAAAAAAAAACCAAGAAAAAAACAGACAACGGAAUUAAUAAGCUAACUGGAUAUUCAAAUGAUAAAUAUGCAAAUUUAAAAUAUGUAAAAAAAUUGAAAAAUCACUUAACAAAUAAAAUAAAUUAUUUAAAUUUUCUUUCUACUAAUUAUGUGAAGUCUAAUGAAAAUGCUAAAAUCAUAAAUGAUCAAAUUUUUAGAUUAAAACUAUUUUCAAAACAGAUUGAAAAAUUAAAUGAUGGGAAUAUGGAUAUAGUUGACCUAGAAAGCUCAAAUAAUAUCACAUUAUUAAAUCUAAAAUUAGGAGACACAUUUAUAUAUGUAUCUUGUACUAAAAAGACUUAUAAUGGAAAAACAAUUUUAUAUUUUGAGAAUUAUAAUGACUUAAUAAAUAACCUUUUAAAUUUUAGUAGCAUACCAUUUAAUAACAAUUAUAAUCAUAAUUUAAUAAAAUCAUAUAAAUUUAUUAGAAAUAAAAUAAAUAAUAUAUAUCUAAAAGGAAAGAAUAUAAAAUUGAAUAAAUUUCCUUCAAUGGAAUAUAAAAAUAUGUCGAAUUUAAAAAAUAAAAAAAAAGAGAACUCGAAACUUAGAUAUUUACUUAAUUUAUUUCAUAAAAAUGGGAAAAAUCAGUUGUAUAAAAAAGAAACAAAUACAUAUAUUAGUAAUACUAUUAAAUAUUUAAAUUCAAACAAAGCUAAUAAAACAUUAGAUAAAUCACAACAUAUAACAUUAAAUUUGAAUGUCUUUGCACAUUUUAUAUUUAAAGGAUUAGGAUUAAGCAUUAGUAAUCAUAAUUUAGAGGAAAUACUAUAUUUAUCUAUGGAAUAUAUUUUAAUAGUUUAUAAACAAAUAAGUGAAAAUGAUUUAUUACAUAUAAAUGUUGGAUGGUUGCAAAUAGAUAACCACACAAAAAAUAGCGAUUACAAAAAUGUUAUGUUACCAAUACCAGAUUUACACAAAUCGGAAAAAAAUAAAGAAAAUAAAAAUGAACAAGAUAUAAAUUUAGAGUAUAACACUAGUAUAAGUAUUAUUGAUAAACUUAAGAAAAAUAAUGACGAUAAUAAAAAAACAAUAUAUGAAAAUGAAAAAUACAAUAGUAAACUAAACAAAUCACAUAUUUACUAUACGAACAAUAGUAAUCAAAAUUUUUCAAAAAGCUAUUCUUAUAACAUAUUAAAUAACUUAUAUUAUGAUAAAGAGAACAAACCCAACAAACAUAAAGAUGAUGAUAAUUUAUAUUUUGACGAAAGUCGUCUAUUAGUUAGUACUAAUAAAAAUAGCCCUUUAUACAAUUCUUAUAAGAUUUAUAUACCAUCGUUUUUUUACAUUGAAUAUAAUUCUAUACUUAGUAUUACAAUUAUUAAAAAAAGAAAAGGAAAUAUGAAAAAUUUUCUUGAACUAUCAGAAAUAAAAGUAAAAUUAUCACCUAUGAGUAUAAAUAUUGAUUCUUAUUUUAUUAUUGAAAUGCUAAAAAUAUUUGAUGAACUUUUAAAAAUAUUAGACUAUGAUUUAAAUGAUUAUAAUUCUCUUAAUGUCGAAAAAAAUAUAGAAAUACAAGAUACAAAUUUUGAUUGUUUAGAAUACAAAAAAAAUAUUGGUCCAUUGGAAGAGUUGAUCAAGAAUUUCAUAUCAAAGGAUUAUCAUUUAUAUGAAAAACUAGCUAACAUUAAAUUUAAGGAUGUAUAUAAAAAUAUACACGAUAAAACAUAUGAUGGAAAAAAUUUACUUCAUUAUAAUACGAACGAUAAUAUAAUAGAUAUUCGAACACAUUUAACCAUGGCUACCCAAUGCAAAGAAUUAGAAAAAACACAUACCAUUGUAGAUGGUACAGAAUUUAAAUAUAAGGCAAACUCAAAUGAUAUGUUAACCAAAUCGGUGUGUGAUGACAAAAAAAGGGAUUCAAUUUUGGGAAAUGAUAACAUUUAUUCGAUUAUAUGUGAAGAUCAAAAUAGGAAAAUAACCAACAAUAUAGAUAGACAAAGUGAUGAAAGGAAUAACAAUAAUGGUUAUGAUAAUAAUAGUUAUAAUAAAAAUGAUAAAAUUCAUGAAAGUGGUCUAAAUUCGGAAUAUAAAAAUUCAAUUGUGGAUGUGGAGAACGAUAUUGAAAAGGGUAUUCAACAAAAUGAUGAAGGCAAAUUUGAACUAUUUGAAAAUCCUCAAAAGAACAAAGAAGUCGAAAAUAAAAUCGAUAACUUUGACCAAACCAUACUACUAAACGAAGAAAAGGUAAAUUAUUUACAGACAUAUAUGAAAAAUUACAAAGCAGUUUUAAAUAAUAGAAAAAAUAUUUUAAAAAUAAUCCAGAAUAUUAACAUGAAGAAUGAUUUAACAAAUUUUGAAAAUAUAUUUAUAUCAAAAUUAGAAAUAAAUGAAAUAAAAUUAAUAAUAAAUAUAAAGAACAAAAGUUUAAGUUAUGAAAAAAAAAGUGAAAUAAUGGAUUCCAAUAUAAUGAAUGCAUUAACUUUGUUAAUUAUGAAUAUACCAAAUAUUAGUGAUGCACAUUUAUAUUUUGAAAAAGAAAUAAAAAAAAAUAUGUGCGGGUCUUUAUAUGCUUUAAUGCUUAACGAAAUUAUGAACGAUUAUAUAAAUAAUGGAAUGAAUCAAAGAUUUAAUGUUUUAGGUGCAAUCGAUUUUAUAGGAAAUCCAUUAAGUAUUUAUAAGCAUUGGAAAAAGGGUUAUCAACAAUUUAUUAACGAUUUAAAAAAAAGUGUUGAUUCAUGUUCUUUCCCAUUAUUAUUUUGCAUACUUUUAUUAAAUAUAAUAGGAAGUUUUGGAAAAAGUAUAUUAGCAGGUAUAUUAGAAGGUGUAAGUCGAUUUUGUGCCAGUUGGAAUACUUGUUUUGAAAGAUUUUCAAGAAAUGCUGAUAAUUUUAGUAUAAUAACUAAUAGUAAUUUAUUUCAAAAUGAAAUAUUAGAUCAACCAUCAAAUAUAGGAGAAGGGGUAUAUUAUGGUUGUCAAUCUUUUUUACACAUUUUAACAAUUAGUUUUUUUAAUAUCAUUUAUAAACCAUAUAUAGCAUUAAAAAAAAGAAAUAGAGGAUUUAGAAAGAAUGAAAAAAAAGGGAAAUUAAAAAUAUCUAUCACAAAUUUUAAAUUAUUACUAUUUGCAAUAUUUAGUUCUUUUAGUAGUUUAUUUUUUGGUUUUUUUAAUGGAAUUCUUUCAUUUUUUACAUUUUUAUUUAUUGGCACAUUAAAUCAAAUACAAACAUUACCAAUGAAAUCUAUUGUCAGACCACCAAAAAUGAGUGUCAUAAAAGAAUAUGCAAAAUUUGUUAAUUAUGAAUAUCCAUUAUCAUUUUCAAGUUAUAUCAUAAAUGAAAAAAAAAAAAAAAAAAAAGAUUUAUUAAAAAAAAAUGUUAUAGCUAUUAUACUUUUAUACAAAAUAAAAAAUAAUAACUCUAAUACAAUUAAAAACUUCUUAUGGGUCAAUAAUAGAGAAAUUGGAUAUUGCGAAAAGGAUAAAUUGUUGUGGUCAAUAUAUAUUAAUUGGAUUAUCAAAGUAGAUAUUUUGUUAAUUCAAUUAGAUAAUGGAGAAAUGAAAAAAUGCACAUUUAUAAACCCUGAAAAUUGUAAGGAAAAACAAGCUGAACAAAAUGGCGAUUGCGUUGAAUCUAACGAAUAUAAAAAUUAUGAAGAAAAUAAAGGAGACAACCAAAAAAAAAUAAAAGAAUCGAAUAAUGAUCAUAGUAAAAAAAACGAUGAAAAUAGUAAAUGGGCCUUUUUACAAAAUUUGUUUACUCCAAAACAUUAUAGACAACUUUUGGAUUUCACCCCAUCCUAUUAUAUAAGAAUAUUAUAUAAAUCUGCAUAUAAAGAAAACAGUCCAUAUGAUAGAAAUAAAAUUAUUAACUAUGACCUUAACAAAAAAAAUGAUAUUAGUUGUAAAAUUAAAAAGACCUUUAAAAAAAAUAAAUACGAAAAAUAUUUUGAGGAGGCAUUUAAAAAGGAACAUAUGCUAUACGAGGAAAAUUCCGAAAUUAACGAACGUGAUAAUAAUAUGGAAAAUGGAGAAAAAUAUACAAAAUAUAAACAAAAUAAUAAUGAAAAUGCAAAAAAAUCUAGUUCUAAUAAAAAUAAUUAUUAUUUUAAGCAAACAAGUUCCUCAGACGAUAAUGAUAAUAAAAGGGAUAUAACUUUCACAUUGCAAACAGAAGCCAUUCAAAAUGAAAAAAAUAAAAAUAAAAAUGAAAAAAAUAAAAAUAAAAAUAAAAAAAACAAAGAUAUUUAUCAGCAUAACCAGGAAAAACAUAAAAUAGAACAUAAAAAGCCCCAAAAAAAUCAACUUAAAAAAAGAAAAAAACAAAAAUAUUUAUAUAUUUCAAAAUUAGUAAAAUGUGAAUCUAAGGAAGUAGCUCUUCACGCUUUUUCCCUUCUUCUUUCUUUUAUUAAACACAAGUCACCUUACUAUUUAAACCCGAGACAUUAG
Plasmodium yoelii is the source of this 21393-nucleotide messenger RNA. Its product is annotated as conserved Plasmodium protein, unknown function. Gene Ontology annotation, cellular component: extrinsic component of membrane. The record is from RefSeq and is a predicted model, not a curated record. The coding region runs from base 1 to 21393 and encodes 7130 amino acids. The transcript has a single exon. Gene Ontology annotation, biological process: protein targeting to vacuole; protein retention in Golgi apparatus. Lineage: Eukaryota; Apicomplexa; Aconoidasida; Haemosporida; Plasmodiidae.